ACUUGGGCAGGAAGGAUAUGAGCAUGUAUAUAUCCUCAGUAAGAGUGACUAACAAAUUGAUAGGUAGGUAGAUAGAAGCCGAAUUUUUUGUUGAUAUAAUGGCUCGUCCUCAGCAGAACAAAUGGUCCCUCCAUGGAAUGACAGCUCUUGUCACCGGUGGAACAAGAGGAAUCGGGCACGCUGUGGUGGAGGAACUAGCAGGACUCGGCGCGUCCGUGUACACGUGCACCUUCACUGAAGCCGAGCUUCAAGAAUGCUUGGAGAAGUGGAAGGUCAAGGGAUUACAAGUCACUGGAUCCGUGUGUGAUGUAUCCUCUCGGGCUGACCGGGAAAAAUUGAUGAAAGAUGUAUCCUCCUUCUUCGGUGCUAAGCUCGACAUCCUUGUAAACAAUGCUGGAACAAACGUAUGGAAGGCCACGACCGAGCACACGGCAGAGGAUUUCGCGUUCAUCGUGAGCACCAACCUCGAAUCCGCCUACCACCUGAGCCAACUCGCACAUCCUCUGCUCAAGGCUUCUGGAGCUGGAAACAUCGUGUCUCUGUCGUCUGUUGCCGGGGUUACGUCCGUGAAUGGAUCACUCUAUGGGAUCACCAAAGGAGCCAUAAGUCAGCUGGCUAAGAAUUUGGCUUGUGAAUGGGCAAAGGACGGCAUAAGAGUCAAUGCCGUUGCUCCUUGGUUCAUCUGGACGUCACUUACAGAAGCCUAUCUGAGUGAGGAGAAAUUUAACGAGGCUGUGGUGUCGAGAACCCCACUAGGACGGACAGGACAGCCAGAGGAGGUUGCGGCUUUGGUGGCAUUCUUGUGCAUGCCUGCGUCUUCAUACAUCACCGGCCAGACCAUUUGUAUUGACGGAGGCUUCACUGUCAACGGCUUCUUCUUCCCGCCUCCCGCAUAAAUUAUAUGCAUGCAUACAUCUCUCUCUCUCUCUCUCUCUCUCUCUCUCUCUUUCACUUAAUUUCCAGCAUUAGUUAAUCGCAUCAUGUACAUAUGUCUCCGUGUAGACUAUUUCAAUUUAAUUUCUGGACUUGUUUGGAAUGGGAUUAAUAAACGAUGAAUGUGACUCGACCGGGAUUACAAUUCUUGAUCGGUCGCAUUACUCAA
Messenger RNA from Punica granatum (pomegranate), 1102 nucleotides. The record is from RefSeq and is a predicted model, not a curated record. NCBI's taxonomy places the organism in Eukaryota, Viridiplantae, Streptophyta, Magnoliopsida, Myrtales, Lythraceae.